AAACCAUGACCGUUUUUUCUUCUGGUCUUCGUUCCUCAGUGGAGCUUAAAAACUUUCGCACACUGAACACACCCCUUUUGCUAAAUCGCAAACGCUGUUUUGGCAUCAGUGGAAUCAAAGGGCACAGCGCAGUUGGAUCUUCAAUUGAUCCCCGACGGAGUUUUACAAAGAAAAGAGAGAGGGAAAACUCGCUGCUGGAUGGAUUAAUUGCUGAUUCGUCUUUUUAUUUGGCAACGUAUCCUCAAUUACUCCAGCCAAGCUCCGACAGCAUGGACCUCCUGCCAGAUCUGUGGAGGCAUGAGUACUGGCUGCCUCCUGGGAUCACCUGGAGAGACAUGGAGCAGAUGCAGGAGUGUCCGCGACCCCGUGACCUGCUGUUCGCCUUGCCUCUGGCUCUGGGGUUCAUUGUCCUCCGUCUAGUAUUUGACAGGGUUGUGGCUCCCCCUUUGGGCAGAUGUGUGGGGCUGAGGAACCGAUUACGCAUGGCUGUCGCUCCCGCCACAAAGCUCGAGUCAUUCUACACCCAACAAAACCGACAACCAUCUCAGAGUGAUAUCAUCAGUCUAAUGGCACAAUGUGAUAAAACCCAGAGACAAAUUGAGACCUGGUUCCGUCACCGCAGAAACCACGACAGGCCCAGCUACACCAAGAGGUUCUGCGAGGCUUGUUGGAGAUUUUUCUUCUACCUCAUAGCGUUCCUAGCUGGACUCGCAACUUUGAUCAAUAAAUCCUGGUUCUGGGACCAGAGAGAAUGCUGGACAGGAUAUCCACAACAACCAAUUGAGAGGGCCCACUUUUGGUACUACCAGCUGGAGCUGGGCUUCUACCUCUCCCUGCUUCUCUGUGUCUCUGUGGACGUCAAGAGGAAAGAUUUCAAGGAGCAGGUGAUUCACCACAUUGCCACCAUCUUCCUGCUUGGUUUCUCCUACUGUUCCAACUACGUACGGAUAGGUACUCUGGUGAUGCUGCUUCACGACUCCUCUGACUUCCUCCUAGAGUCUGCAAAGAUGUUCAACUAUGGCACGGGCUGGAGGAAGACGUGCGACACGUUGUUUGUCAUUUUUGCUGCGGUUUUCCUGGUGACACGCCUGGUGGUGUUUCCCAGCAAAAUAAUCCACACAACUCUUGUGUUGUCCAUGGAAGUCUUUGAACCCUUUGCUGGCUACUACUUUUUCAACCUUCUUCUGAUGGUGCUACAAGCACUUCAUGUCUUCUGGGCUGUGUUAAUCCUACGGAUGGCCAACAAGUUUCUAUUCUUGGGCAAACUGGAUAAGGAUGAACGCAGCGAUGAAGAGAGUGAGCUGGAAGAAGAGGACGACGACGACGACAAGGGAGAGGGGGAGGAGAAAGACGAAGAGGGGGAGUGUUGUUGGGAGAGAAGUAAAGAUGCCCUGAACGCCAAACUGAAAAUGCUGAACAAAAGCUUUGUCUUAAACAACCUGACCAAUCACAGAGCUGCUAUUGUGAGCAAGAUGCGCAAAGCGAGGUAGAAUUAUGAACCUAGACAGAGUGAUUGUUUUCUGUCAACAAUUAAGUUACAUUAUAGACCAGUUCGAAUGGAGUACUUUUUCUCCAUCUGGCCACUAUUCCUCUCCGCAUAGUCUACUUGAUAGCAAUUGGUCUGCCUAUUUCAGUCUUUUCAAGACUGGAAAACUCUGUAUGAAAGUGUAUGAAAGAGAUUGCUUUCAUAUUUUGACUACAGAUUAUUUGUUGAAUUAAGAGAUUCAUGCUUCAGUAUACUGAAUGUUUGUCACAAAACGGUUUGAUAUCUCUAGGAAUUGUUUUGAGUGCAGUUUUUGUAAAUGUAAUUGUUUUGUAAUUCAACAUGUCGUUUUUCAACUAUAUAAUUGUAUUUCAUGGUCAAGAUUUAUAAUAGUGGGCUUAUCGUGAUGCUCCAGAGCUUUUGUAUAAUUUCAGCCAGUAAUUUAGAAAGUAGUGCUCGAGAGUCCCCUAAAAUGGUGCACAAUAGUGUACUACGUCAUCCAAUUCGUACAAUAUGUUAUGAAUUUGUAAGUGAUACAUCUCUUCUCUUAACACGUAUGGACCCAGAAUCCAGCAUCUGACCAAUUACACAAGACUUUAGUUCUGGGUUAACCAAGGUUAGAGUAGGCUACACUGUUGUAAAUGAUAGAGCUAUAUAACAUCUGUAAUGCAAUUGCAGAAAAACGGAUUUGACUAGUUUUGCAUGGAUCAACAAAAUACACUUAAAAAAUUAUAGUAUAGUGUGCUAGCCUAGCUGGCCUAGAUUACACAUGUCCUAAAAUGUAUAUCCGAGUGUGACUGGUGUUCUUUUCGUUUGACCAAUGUAUGAAGUUUUUACCAAGACAUUGGUAAAAAGUAUGAUUUUGGAACAAUACAUGAUUUAAUUCACUGAAGUCCUGCUAUGCUAACACUGAGUUUUCAAUAUUUAAUGAUCUUUUGCAUUGAAUUUACUCAAUUUACCUUUGGGCAGAGGGGUGCAGGUCAUUGUGUCAUAGCAAAUGCCGCCUAAUAGCAUCCUUUAAAUGGUGAAUAAACCAUCAUUUUGGAAUGUAUAGGCCAAACUUCAGUGACUUUGGUAAUUUAGUUGAAACUUUUAAUCAUGUGAAAUGCAAUGUAUCAAUUGUUGCAUGACAAUAAGUGCGUGUUGAGGCCUACCUGUUUUUAAAACCUCUACAGGAUCGGGUGGUUCCCCCGCGGGACGGUUGAGCUAACGUAGGCUUAUGUGAUUAGCAUGAGGUUGUAACAAGAACAUUUCCCAGGACAUAGACAUAUCUGAUAUUGGCAG
Messenger RNA from Oncorhynchus mykiss (rainbow trout), 2767 nucleotides. RefSeq names its product ceramide synthase 2-like. Gene Ontology annotation, molecular function: sphingosine N-acyltransferase activity; DNA binding. Gene Ontology annotation, cellular component: membrane. Lineage: Eukaryota; Metazoa; Chordata; Actinopteri; Salmoniformes; Salmonidae. Gene Ontology annotation, biological process: ceramide biosynthetic process. The record is from RefSeq and is a predicted model, not a curated record.